Molecule: messenger RNA, 1089 nt
Organism: Cordyceps fumosorosea ARSEF 2679
Lineage: Eukaryota; Fungi; Ascomycota; Sordariomycetes; Hypocreales; Cordycipitaceae
Product: glucosamine-6-phosphate deaminase
Exons: 3
Coding region: 1-1089 (362 amino acids)
Biological process (GO): D-glucosamine catabolic process; N-acetylglucosamine catabolic process; carbohydrate metabolic process
Cellular component (GO): cytoplasm
Molecular function (GO): identical protein binding; glucosamine-6-phosphate deaminase activity
Source: RefSeq, a predicted model, not a curated record
AUGAGAUUGAUUAUCCGCGACGAUGCUGCUGCCACCAGCAACUAUGUGGCUAACUACAUUGUCGAUCGCAUCAAUGCCUACAAGCCCACUGCCCAGAACCCCUUCGUUCUCGGUCUGCCUACCGGCUCCAGUCCUCUCGGCGUUUACAAGGCCCUGGUCGAAAAGUAUAAGGCUGGUGAGAUAUCCUUUGAAAAUGUAGUCACCUUCAACAUGGACGAGUAUGUCGGCAUCCCGCGCGACCACUCCGAGUCCUACCACUCUUUCAUGUGGAAGAACUUCUUCUCCCACGUCAAUGUCCACCCCAACAACGUUCACAUCCUCAAUGGCAACGCCCCUAGCCUCGAGGCCGAGUGUGUCGCCUACGAGGACGCCAUCAAGCGUGUUGGCGGCAUUGACCUCUUCCUCGCUGGCAUCGGUGAGGACGGCCACAUCGCCUUCAACGAGCCUGGCUCCAGCCUUGCCAGUCGCACCCGCGUCAAGACGCUCGCUUACGACACCAUCCUCGCCAACUCGCGCUUUUUCGACAACGACAUCAACAAGGUGCCCCGCAUGGCGCUCACUGUCGGCGUCCAGACCGUCCUCGAGGCCCGAGAGGUCGUCGUCAUCAUCCUCGGCCAGCGCAAGUCGCUCGCCCUCCAGCGCUGCAUCGAGCAGGGUGUGAACCAUAUGUGGACGCUCUCCAGCCUCCAGCUGCACCCCCACCCCAUGAUUGUCGCUGACGAGGAUGCCACCCUCGAGCUUCAGGUCAAGACCGUCAAGAUCCCCCAACAGUACUUCAAGAGCAUCGAAAAGGUCGCCCAGGAGGCUGGCUUCCAGCAAAUCCUCCCCUCCAAGGUCCGCACCGGCAACGGCCCCGUUCCCGAGACACGCAUCGACACCGUCUCCUCCCCGACCAUCCUCGCACCCCAGCCCACUACCUCGCAGCUCCUCCGUGCCACUCCCGCCACCGAAUAUCCCGUCCGCUCCGUCUCUCCGGAGUUGAUCCCGGACCGCAUGGCCUCUCGCAUCCCGGAGCCCGCGCUCAACCAAAGAUUGACACCCAACCCCGACCAACAGGCCGCCAAGCAGGCCAACGCAGUCAAUGCCUAA